UGUGACAGUUAACGAAUUGACAUUACGUCUCUAUUUCUAAAUGAACCUCUAAAAUAGUGAAUAAAAUAAAUCAUAUUGAAUUACACUUUAUUAAGUGAAAAUAUUGGUGUGAUCCAAAAUGCCGACUUAUGAAUUAGCGUUAAUGUUAAGGGCUAUGCCAAAAUCAGAGCUGAAAACGACUUUGACACGAGUAUCGCAUGCUGUGUUUAACCGUGGUGGUAUUAUAAGAAAUAUUGAAAAUUUGGGUUUUAGACCGAUUCCAUACAAAACAAGUGCCCACGGCUUAGUGCAUCGUGAAGCUAAUUAUUUCAUUUUUAAAUUAGAUACAGCAACCAAAGCUGUAGCUGAUCUUAGAGAGGAGUACAGCAGAGAUGUCGAUAUAGUUAGGCAACGUUUUUAUAAAGUUCAAACGGAUGAGCAACCAGCUUGUACGUUAGAGGAAGAAAUGUUGCCGCCAGCUUACCGGGAGGAGGUGCAGAAAAUGAUUGAAGUUGGAAAAACACAAGUUAAUAGAUUCACAUAUAAAUUCAAAUACAAUUCUGGUCUGGAUUAUUAUCCAUUCCAAAAAUAGAGCUUUAUAGUUAAUAGUGUAGUGUAAAUAAUUGUAAUAAAUAGGACUGUAUCAAUA
This is a messenger RNA of Danaus plexippus (monarch butterfly), 628 nucleotides long. RefSeq names its product small ribosomal subunit protein bS6m (gene mRpS6). Gene Ontology annotation, cellular component: mitochondrial small ribosomal subunit; ribosome. Gene Ontology annotation, molecular function: small ribosomal subunit rRNA binding; structural constituent of ribosome. Bases 119 to 571 code for a protein of 150 amino acids. Lineage: Eukaryota; Metazoa; Arthropoda; Insecta; Lepidoptera; Nymphalidae. The transcript has a single exon. The record is from RefSeq and is a predicted model, not a curated record. Gene Ontology annotation, biological process: translation.